AUGGCCUCGGACUUCAAUUUGUUCGGUUCCAAAGACAGAUACCGGAACACUUUGCGCAGAGCUUCCAAGAGAUACUCGUGGUCUGAAGCCAUCUCUAGACUCGACUACGUCUUCUUCAUGCGUCAUAUUGCAGCCAAUGACUGGCAGAAAGUCGCAAGCGUGGGCAUGGCGAAGAGUCACCGUGAGAUUGCACAAGUUCGACCUGGUCGGAACAGUGGCAAGGUCAUCACCCAUCUCUUCGAGGAAGCCCGUGUAUAUAACAUCUUGCCCGUACAUGCCAGUCAAGUCGGUUACCCGGUCAUUCGUCCCUCAGGCUAUGGCACGUCUCAAUUCCACGACGAGACUAUGGUCGACAGAGAGAAUGUCCGCAAGUUCCUCCAAAUCAUGAAGCGCGACAACCCAAAGUACCAGAACAUCACUAUCGACUAUGGCACCACCUCUGGAGGUGCUCCUACCACUGCCACUGCGUUAUCAACGGGUCCCACAACCGCUACGGCUGACGACUACGUCUCACCUGAUGCUUUGAGUGUCCGCAAGCCAUACAUUAUCAUCAACGUGAAGAGUAUGAGCCGCAUCGAAAACUCAGUACUGGACAAUCAAAUCUCAAAUGGUCAAAUUCAUCAACUCGAGAGACUGUCUAAGUCGAGCAAUCAGCGCCAUCUUCACAAGCGCUCCAAGCUCACGACCCAUGAGUACGAGGUCCUUACCAUUCUUCGUCGCCUUGGCCUCUUAGCAUCUGGCUCCAAGCUCAAGGUCACAUUGGAGGUUAUCGAGAUUGAUGAGGCUCCUCAAGACAAGGAGAAGAGGACAGUCAUGGAUGACCUGGUGGUCGCUCUCGUCCCAAGCUCGUCGCGUAGGAUCUCUGAUCCCGCCUAG
Messenger RNA from Aureobasidium melanogenum CBS 110374, 876 nucleotides. RefSeq lists its product as uncharacterized. The coding region runs from base 1 to 876 and encodes 291 amino acids. The transcript has 4 exons. NCBI's taxonomy places the organism in Eukaryota, Fungi, Ascomycota, Dothideomycetes, Dothideales, Saccotheciaceae. The record is from RefSeq and is a predicted model, not a curated record.